UGAGAGCAAAGGUGACCACGAUAAAAUCCCCAGAGAGAAGAAGGCACGUAAAAAUUUGGAGUGUGGAGAAAGCUGCAGUCAGAGAUCCCAUUCCACUUCCCAUCAACAAAAUCUCAUUGGAAAGAAACUCUAUCAGUGCAUGGAAUGUGGAAAAAGCUUCAGGAAGAGCUCCGCUCUCACUUCCCAUCAAAGAAUUCAUACAGGGGAGAAACCCUAUCAGUGUGUGGAAUGUGGAAAGAGCUUCAGUCAGUGUGCCCAUCUCACUUCCCAUCAAAGAAUUCAUACAGGGGAGAAACCCUAUCAGUGUGUGGAAUGUGGAAAGAGCUUCACUGAUAGCUCCGAUCUCACUUCCCAUCAAAGAAUUCAUACAGGGGAGAAACCCUAUCAGUGUGUGGAAUGUGGAAAGAGCUUCAGGAGGAGCUUCGAUCUCACUUCCCAUCAAAGAAUUCAUACAGGGGAGAAACCCUAUCAGUGUGUGGAAUGUGGAAAGAGCUUCAGUCAGAGUGCCCAUCUCACUUCCCAUCAAAGAAUUCAUACAGGGGAGAAACCCUAUCAGUGUGUGGAAUGUGGAAAGAGCUUCAGGAGGAGCUCCGAUCUCACAUCCCAUCAAAGAAUUCAUACAGGGGAGAAACCCUAUCAGUGUGUGGAAUGUGGAAAGAGCUUCAGUCAGAGUGCCCAUCUCACUUCCCAUCAAAGAAUUCAUACAGGGGAGAAACCCUAUCAGUGUGUGGAAUGUGGAAAGAGCUUCACAGAUAGUUCUGCUCUCAUUUCCCAUAAAAGAAUUCAUACAGGGGAGAAACCCUAUCAGUGUGUGGAAUGUGGAAAGAGCUUCAGGAAGAGUUCCAAUCUCACUAAGCAUCAGAGAAUUCAUACAGGGGAGAAACCCUAUCAGUGUGUGGAAUGUGGAAAGAACUUCAGGAAGAGCUCCUCCCUUACUUCCCAUCAAAUAAUUCAUACAGGGGAAAAACCUUAUCAGUGCAUAGAAUGUGGAAAGAGCUUCACUGAUAGCUCUAAACUCACUUCCCAUCAAAGAAUUCAUACAGGGGAGAAACCCUAUCAGUGCGUGGAAUGUGGAAAGAGCUUCACUCAGAGCUCCCAUCUCACUUCCCAUCACAGAAUUCAUACAGGGGAGAAACCCUAUCAGUGUGUGGAAUGUGGAAAGAGCUUCACUCACAACCACAGUUUCACUUCCCAUCAAAGAAUUCAUACAGGGGAGAAACCCUAUCAGUGCGUGGAAUGUGGAAAGAACUUCAGGAAGAGCUCCUCUCUCACUUUCCAUCACAGAAUUCAUACAGGGGAGAAACCCUAUCAGUGCGUGGAAUGUGGAAAGAGCUUCAGUCAGAGUGCCAAUCUCACUUCCCAUCACAGAAUUCAUACAGGGGAGAAACCCUAUCAGUGUGUGGUAUGUGAAAAGAGCUUCAGAAAUAGCUCCUCUCUCACUUCCCAUCACAGAAUUCAUACAGGGGAGAAACCCUAUCAUUGCAUGGAAUGUGGAAAAAGCUUCACAGAUAGUUCCUCUCUCAUUUCCCAUCAAAGAAUUCAUACAGGGGAGAAACCCUAUCAGUGUGUGGAAUGUGGAAAGAGCUUCAGGAAGAGCUCCCAUCUCACUUCCCAUCAAAGAAUUCAUACAGGGGAGAAACCCUAUCAGUGUGUGGAAUGUGGAAAGAGCUUCAGGAAGAGCUCCUCUCUCACUUCCCAUCAAAGAAUUCAUACAGGGGAAAAACCCUAUCAGUGUGUGGAAUGUGGAAAGAGCUUCACAGAUAACUCCUCUCUCACUUACCAUGAAAGAAUUCAUACAGGGGAGAAACCCUAUCAGUGUGCAGAAUGUGGAAAAAGCUUCAUUAGAAACUCCGAUCUCACUUCCCAUCAAAGAAUUCAUACAGGGGAGAAACCCUAUCAGUGUGUGGAAUGUGGAAAAAGCUUCACUGAAAGCUCCUCUCUCACUUACCAUCAAAGAAUUCAUACGGGGGAGAAACCAUAUCAGUGCUUUGAAUGUGGAAAGAGCUUCAGAAAUAGUUCCUCUCUCACUUCCCAUCACACAAUUCAUACAGGGGAGAAACCCUAUCAGUGUGUGGAAUGUGGAAAGAGCUUCACCCACCACUCCAAUCUCACCUCCCAUCAAAGAAUUCAUACAGGGGAGAAACCCUAUCAGUGUGUGGAAUGUGGAAAGAGCUUCACUGAAAGCUCCAACCUCACCUCCCAUCAAAGAAUUCAUACAGGGGAGAAACCCUAUCAGUGUAUGGAAUGUGGAAAGAGCUUCAGUCAGAGCUCCCAUCUCACUUCCCAUCAAAGAAUUCAUACAGGGGAGAAACCCUAUCAGUGUGUGGAAUGUGGAAAGAGCUUCAGGAAGAGCUCCGAUCUCACUAAGCAUCAGAGAAUUCAUACAAGGGAGAAACCCUAUCAGUGUGUGGAAUGUGGAAAGAGCUUCCGUCAGAGCUCCGAUCUCACUUACCAUCACAGAAUUCAUACAGGGGAGAAACCCUAUCAGUGUGUGGAAUGUGGAAAGAGCUUCCGUCAGAGCUCCGAUCUCACUUACCAUCACAGAAUUCAUACAGGGGAGAAACCCUAUCAGUGUGUGGAAUGUGGAAAGAGCUUCAGGCAGAGCUCCCAUCUCACUUCCCAUCACAGAAUUCAUACAGGGGAGAAACCCUAUCAGUGUGUGGAAUGUGGAAAGAGCUUCAGGAAGACCUCCUCUCUCACUUCUCAUCAAAUAAUUCAUACAGGGGAGAAACCCUAUCAGUGUGUGGAAUGUGGAAAGAGCUUCAGGAAGAGCUCCUCUCUCAUUUCCCAUCAAAGAAUUCAUACAGCGGAGAAACCCUAUCAGUGUGUGGAAUGUGGAAAGAGCUUCACAGAUAGCUCCAGUUUCACUAGGCAUCAGAGAAUUUAUACAGGGGAGAAACCCUAUCAGUGUGUGGAAUGUGGAAAGAGCUUCAGGAAGAGCUCCGAUCUCACUAAGCAUCAGAGAAUUCAUACAAGGGAGAAACCCUAUCAGUGUGUGGAAUGUGGAAAGAGCUUCCGUCAGAGCUCCGAUCUCACUUACCAUCACAGAAUUCAUACAGGGGAGAAACCCUAUCAGUGUGUGGAAUGUGGAAAGAGCUUCCGUCAGAGCUCCGAUCUCACUUACCAUCACAGAAUUCAUACAGGGGAGAAACCCUAUCAGUGUGUGGAAUGUGGAAAGAGCUUCAGGCAGAGCUCCCAUCUCACUUCCCAUCACAGAAUUCAUACAGGGGAGAAACCCUAUCAGUGUGUGGAAUGUGGAAAGAGCUUCAGGAAGACCUCCUCUCUCACUUCUCAUCAAAUAAUUCAUACAGGGGAGAAACCCUAUCAGUGUGUGGAAUGUGGAAAGAGCUUCACUGUUAGCUCUAAACUCACUUCCCAUCAAAGUAUCCAUACAAAGGUUGGAAAAACCAGUAUAUAGCUUUAGGAGCCAGGCAAAUCCACACCUUUUUAACCAGGCCUUUUUCUUAUUGACAUCUAAUACUAUUUUAACGUGAUGUUUUGUGUUUUUAUGUUGUGUUUUUAUGUUCUAAGCAUUCUGAGACGUGGGUGUAUGAAUACAGCCACUCUUAAAUUCCUAGGGGUCUUUGCCCCCCC
Messenger RNA from Podarcis raffonei (Aeolian wall lizard), 3594 nucleotides. Its product is annotated as zinc finger protein 850-like. Bases 140 to 3418 code for a protein of 1092 amino acids. Gene Ontology annotation, molecular function: DNA-binding transcription factor activity; RNA polymerase II cis-regulatory region sequence-specific DNA binding. Gene Ontology annotation, biological process: regulation of immune system process; negative regulation of transcription by RNA polymerase II; regulation of cytokine production. Lineage: Eukaryota; Metazoa; Chordata; Lepidosauria; Squamata; Lacertidae. The transcript has 5 exons. The record is from RefSeq and is a predicted model, not a curated record.